GGCAUAUAAACAAUUUUGUUUGUAUAUUGUGUGGAAAAUAAUUGAUUAAACGAUUUUUGUUGUAUAUUGUGUGGAAAACAAGCAAAUAUUUGUGAAUAAUGGCCGACGAAGUUAUUGUAGAUGCACUGCCGUAUAUAGAUCAUGGAUACGACGAUGUGGGCGUUAGAGAAUCGGCGCUUGCUAUGGUUGAGGAGGAAUGCCGCCGUUAUAGGCCUACCAAGAACUAUUUAGAUCAUUUGCCACUGCCUGCCAGCUCACCAUUCGAGACUCCGCUCAUGAUUAACGAAUUCGAGCGCAUACAAAAUCGCCUGCCCAUGGAAACACUGUCAAUGAAGCGCUACGAAUUGCCACCUCCGCCAUCGGGAAAGCUUUCCGAAGUUUCAGCGUGGCAGGAAUCAAUAGAGAAUUCAAUGGCACAGUUGGAGCAUCAAUGGGUUCGAUCACUGAAUCUGGAAUUGAUGUUGGAUUACGGCACUGAAGCAUGGAAAUCGUAUUUGGAAGUGUUUACAGCGAUGCAGGCAAAAGCACAAAUCCAACUGCAGCAGUUAAAAAAGGACAUGCAGGAUGUGAACUGGCAGCGCAAACAAGCACAGACACAAGCAGGCGACAAGCUGCGCGCCCUCGAAGCGCAUUGGGUGUUGCUCGUAUCCAAGAACUAUGAGAUUGAAACCGAGUGCGUGGAGCUGGAGAAAGUGGUGCAAGCGGCACGCGAGCAGCUGGAGAAGCUGGCGCCACCAGCAGACAAUGCACCAACGCCGCCCUUGGUAGAGCAAACAAAUGGACAUGCAGCUGAAGAAGAAAGUAAUGGCAAUGAGGCCAUGGAAGAGGAUGAAGCUGAAACUCAGGUGCAGGCGGAAGCGGAGGCGGACGAAAAUAGCCAGAGUAACGAUGGCAGUGGCAAUAACAAUGAAGAGGAGAAGGAGGAUGAGGAGGAGAAAGUCUCAAAUGAUUCCUCGUAAAGUUUGCC
Drosophila albomicans is the source of this 967-nucleotide messenger RNA. RefSeq names its product pre-mRNA-splicing factor SPF27 (gene BCAS2). The record is from RefSeq and is a predicted model, not a curated record. Gene Ontology annotation, cellular component: catalytic step 2 spliceosome; precatalytic spliceosome; Prp19 complex. Gene Ontology annotation, biological process: mRNA processing. Lineage: Eukaryota; Metazoa; Arthropoda; Insecta; Diptera; Drosophilidae. The transcript has 2 exons. The coding region runs from base 99 to 959 and encodes 286 amino acids.